AUGUCCAAGUCAAAGUAUAAUCUGAAAGAAGCUUUCGACGAUCUCAAUAACGUUCUUAGCACAAAAUCAGUAGGAUCUGAGAAGAAAAAACGUGGAAGACCAUCAAAGAAAGGGAGCUCUAUUGCUUCUAAAGAACCAAAUCUCUUUUAUGAUACCAAUACGGCUACUUAUCAGCAAGCUAUAGAUGGCUUGGGAUAUUUGCUUCAUGAAUAUAAAGAUAAUAAAGAUGUUGCAAAGAAAUCAAGAGACAUAUUGUGCCACAUCGCUUUAAUAGUUAUUAAUAGCGGUUUGCUUGAAAAUGGUCAAGAAGACGAUUGGGCGAAAAUUGUACUUGAAACCCUUUCUCUGAUUGAGGUACUUUCUCGCAUGAAGUAUAAUCAAUGUGAAUUAUACAGUCCUGAAGGUCAACGUUACUUCUUUGUGGAUUUUAAUAAAUGGACAAUAUCUGUUACAAUAUCCACGACAGCAUCCGCGGAGGCUAAUCGCAAAAUUUUUCAGGAGGAUGAAUCUGCAGAUGUUGAUAUUGAUGGUCAGAAUCUUUCCGUUAAUGAACAUGUUCUUACUAUGACAUUUGACCCUGUUGAAGGCAGGAUAAAAGACAGUAUUGAGAAAAUAUUUACUAAUCAAAAAAUUAAACCAAGGACACAGCAACCAAAAGUUUCUGUUUCCAUAGGAAUUUUACAGCCGCAUUCUUCUUCGUUCAAUACGACCACCGCUCUUGAUACUUUGUCGAAAUCUUUAGAAGCCUCCAAGACACCUACGUCUGAUCGAAUUGAUAGACAUAUUAACAUAUUAAAAGAUACUGAUUUUGAUGAAGUCACUCUAGUGAACGUUGACGAAUCCCAAAAUAAUACAAGUACAUUCAAUAAUAUUCUUGCGAAAAGCCGCAGCCAAUUGCCAAAAAAUGUUACACCACCACCUUUACCAAUAUCGUCUUCGUCAAAUGAAAAUUCACCAUGUAAUAACAUAAAUUCUAUGGAUCGCAAGUCACUAACGCAAAUAUUAGAGAAUAAUUAUAAUGUCAAUCAUCGAUAUGCUUUUCCACCUCCAAAACAGCGAACAAAGCCAUUGAAUUUGUCUGCUUCAAAGCAAAAAAGCAAAAUUAGUAAUAAUGCUGAUCUUGUGGAAAAAGACAACGAAAUUGUUGUGAAUAAGACAAUAUUAAACAAUGAAUGUUCGAGUUCAAGUGCCAUAAGAAGUAAUGAGAACGUUUCGACAACUGUUAAUGUAAAUAGUGUGCAAAAGCGAACAGAUCAAUCUAAAUAUGACAAAGAUAAUCCAAAAGACAUAGUAAGAAGACAAGCAGAAACUCGAAAUGACACAAAGGUAUCAAAUGGUACGGAUCUUGAAAACGCACGAUACCAAUCAAACGUUGCGAAAAAUAAUAACGGCUCUUCAGUAAAAAACGACAAACUGUUUGGCUUACCACGUGCAAACGAAAAUCUCAACUCUUUAGCUAAAGCAAAUGCAACAAGAAAAAAUUUAUUUAAUAACGUUGCUUGCAAAAACAAAAAUGAUACCGGGGAAAACCGUGAAGUAAGUCACGGAGGGAGCAAACGAAAAGCUCUGGAUUUAAAUGAUGACGGACCAGAAUAUCCGGAGCAAUAUCGAAGUGACGAUCAACUCAAAAGCAACUCUAAUUAUCGAGUUAUAACAAAAAAAGGAGGAAAGAAAUUAGUUGUGGUCGAUGAUGACGAAAGUCAAAUAAUGAGUGAAGAAGAAUUUUGGAAUCCAAAGCAAAAUAACUAUGAUUCCUCAAGUGAUAUUGAAUCAUUUACAAAUUAUUUGGGCGAAGAUGAAGAUAAAGAUGAUGAAGAAAUUUCGAUGCAGGAUGAUAGUUCACCUACUAUUAAUGAUAAUGACGAAGCAAUACAAGAACACGAUAAUGGGCAACAAACAUUUGCAGAUGAACAAUUGGAUGAGGAAAUCAGAAGUUUACUGCAACUCGUUGGAGAGGCAAUAUUUAAACAAUUUCAAAAACAAGACUCUACACUAUUUCAAGCUUCUGAAAAUGCUAUAAUUCAAAGCGAGACAAAUUUGAGUCAAAGCUUGGAGAAACAGUUUGAACGCAAGAACAAUUACACAUUAAUUGCAUCGGAAUCUCAACAGAUGAUGAACAAAUUGAAGGAAGGAAGAAAUGAUCUAGAAACUAUGGAACGGACCUUGAUUGAUAUGGAAACAAUGGAUUUAGACUUUGGAAUAAAUAUCGAAU
Racocetra fulgida is the source of this 2212-nucleotide messenger RNA. The record is from the annotation of a GenBank genome assembly. Lineage: Eukaryota; Fungi; Glomeromycota; Glomeromycetes; Diversisporales; Gigasporaceae.